Molecule: messenger RNA, 2088 nt
Organism: Bolinopsis microptera
Lineage: Eukaryota; Metazoa; Ctenophora; Tentaculata; Lobata; Bolinopsidae
Product: serine palmitoyltransferase 2-like
Exons: 11
Coding region: 81-1670 (529 amino acids)
Biological process (GO): sphingosine biosynthetic process; ceramide biosynthetic process
Cellular component (GO): serine palmitoyltransferase complex
Molecular function (GO): serine C-palmitoyltransferase activity; pyridoxal phosphate binding
Source: RefSeq, a predicted model, not a curated record
UUUACAAAUGAUAACACAACCUAUUUUUGGUAACAUUUAUAGUGUGUUAAAUUAAUUUUAUUCUCAUUUAGCGGGUAAAAAUGCCACCAAUGCCACCUGAAGAGAGACUUAGUGAGGCAUUCGAUGAAACGGAGGGAGUUUUUGCUAAUGAUGAGCCCAUCGAACUUAAACCAAGCGUUGAGAAAGAUCCUCUGCCCGAAGUAGAUUACGAUGAAUCUUUUGAGAACCCACCCUUCCUAUCCAUCAUGUCUGCUUAUCUUUGUCUUUUCUUGUUGGUAAUAUUCGGCCAUAUUAGAGACUUGUUGAGAAAAUGGGGAUUCGAUAAAACUAUGGAUGCGUCGGAAUUUGGGAAUGAGGGAUUUGUUCCACUUUUUAACGACUUUGAAGCAUUUUACACUCGGAAUGUAUGGCAGAGAGUGCUUCACUACUGGUGUCAUCCGCUAGCAGGGGUACCUGGCGCUCAAAUAGAGGUUUGGGACAGAAAAUUCGGAUCCUUCAACGAAAAUAUCAGACUUCAAGAGACCAAGAGACAUUACCUGAAUAUAGGGAGUUACAACUACUUGGGAUUUGCAGAAAACAAAGGGCGAUGUGCAGAUGAGACGGUACAAGAGAUAAGGCACAGGCUCGGCACAGCUACCGCUAGUUCUCGAUCUGAAUUAGGGACACUGAGAGUUCACGAACAGCUAGAAAGUCUAGUAGCCGAGUUUGUUGGCAAAGAAGCUGCAUUGGUAUUCGGUAUGGGUUUUGGAACUAAUUCCCAGAAUAUAGCAACUCUUGUUGAUGAGGGUUGUCUACUUAUUAGUGACGAGCUGAAUCACGCAUCUCUGAUUCUAGGGGCAAGGCUGUCAGGUGCUAAGAUCAAAGUUUUCAGACACAACAACAUGUUGCAAUUGGAGAAAAUUCUAAAAACUUCGAUCGUUAUGGGGCAGCCUAGAACUAGGAGGCCCUGGAAAAAGAUACUGAUAGUGGUCGAAGGAAUUUACUCUAUGGAGGGCACAUCUUGCAAUCUCCCUGAAAUUGUCAAACUUAAGAACAAAUACAAGGCGUUCCUCUACGUGGACGAAGCACAUAGCAUAGGAGCUAUGGGUAACACUGGCAGGGGUAUCUGCGAGCACUACGGUGUAAAACCCUCAGACAUUGACAUUCUUAUGGGUACUUUCAGCAAAAGCUUUGGUGCUUCUGGUGGAUACAUCGCUGGUGACAGGGACCUUGUUGCGUAUCUCAAGAAAGAAUCCCACGCCCAAAACUACAGCAGUGCCAUGUCACCCCCAGUAGCGAGACAAGUCCUGGCCUCCACUCAAGCUAUCAUGGGUAUUGAUGGGACUAACGAGGGACAGCGCAGGAUCAGACAGCUCAAAAUAAACACAAGAUUCUUCCGAACAGAACUACAAAAAAGGGGUUACAUCUUGUUUGGGGAAUUGGACUCCCCUGUCGUUCCUCUCCUUAUCUGUUCUAUCGCCAAACUAUGUGCUUUUGCAAAGACCUCCCUGAAUAACGGGCUAGCUCCAGUAGUGGUUGGGUUCCCGGCUACUCCAAUGCUUGGUGCUAGAGCUCGCUUCUGUUUGUCAGCCUCCCACACUACCGAACAACUUCGAUGGAUGAUCGACCUCAUCGAAAAAUUUGAACCAGAACUUGGUCUUAAACUAUCCAGGAGAGACAGAAGCUUAUAGAAAACAUAUCGGAAUACGGUCAUGACAAAGGAUCCAUAUUUCAGAAAACUUUCGCAGUAUCUCGGAACUGAUAAUACUAAUAGCUAUAAUGUUGGUUGUUGGUAUUCAAACCAUAUAAUUAUAAACCAAUCUUGAAUCACAGCCACGAACAUGAAGGAGUUUUUAUCUUUUUACUUAAAUGGCUGCAAUUUAUCCAGUAACCCUCACCCCAUGUUUGUCUAUCAAUUGACAAUAGUAACGUAGUUCAAGUGUAAAUUGAACCAAUAAACGUUAUAUCAAAGAUGAAUACCUUUGAUAGCAGAUCGUAAACAUACCUGAGUAUUAUACAAUGCUUUACUCAAUUUUUAAUCUUUCUAGGUUUAGUUUUACGGUCUAAUUAUUUAGCUUUUAACCUGAUAUACAAAUUGUAUUAUUACUU